AUGCCCCCCUCCAACCGUAUGAAGACCCAGGACCCGGAAGCGAUGAAAGACUACAGACGUAUGCUGUAUCGGCUAGAUUUGGCUACCUCAUUUAGCUCGUUUGAAGAGCUCUUUCAUCAUUUUAUGAAGGAAACCCUCUUCGACGGGUUUAUCGAAAUUCGUGUCUAUAGCGUGGCCUCCAGUCCAAACUCUCCUACCAGGGCCUUCCCUACACCCAGCACUCGGCUCUCUUUUAUUCGUGAUUCCUUGACUGGCGACAUUAUUGCGGAUAGGCUCUUCAAACCUGCGCCACGUCUGCUUGAGAAAGACCUUGAUAACCUUUAUAGGCAACAGUAUCGGGUGGCUAAAAGAUAUCCGGAAAGGCCUCUACUAUUGAAUGUCUUCCGUCCUAUUGUCGAGCCAUUGCUCAAUGGCAAUAAAUCGACCUUGAUAUUCGAGUACCGAGCCUUCCUGGAACCAGCAAAUCCCUCCUCGCUUGAUGAGUUUGAGAUUGUCACUCGUCAAGUACCACACAAGUUGAUGGUAGGAUACAUUGGUCGAUCCGAACAGGGCCCAUUGGCUGUGUAUCAACUAGACGAGAACAUAGCACGCACCGCUUUUCUGGACAUGAACCCAAUGUCAUUUCAGCCCAGUCACCCGGAUGGCGACUUGGGCCGUGAAUGCGUAAUUGCUUAA
Rhizoctonia solani is the source of this 675-nucleotide messenger RNA. RefSeq lists its product as uncharacterized. Gene Ontology annotation, molecular function: ribonuclease III activity. The transcript has 2 exons. NCBI's taxonomy places the organism in Eukaryota, Fungi, Basidiomycota, Agaricomycetes, Cantharellales, Ceratobasidiaceae. The record is from RefSeq and is a predicted model, not a curated record. Gene Ontology annotation, biological process: RNA processing. Bases 1 to 675 code for a protein of 224 amino acids.